This is a messenger RNA of Pelecanus crispus (Dalmatian pelican), 965 nucleotides long. It is a transcript of the gene TNMD, whose product is annotated as tenomodulin. Gene Ontology annotation, biological process: negative regulation of endothelial cell proliferation; negative regulation of angiogenesis. Lineage: Eukaryota; Metazoa; Chordata; Aves; Pelecaniformes; Pelecanidae. The record is from RefSeq and is a predicted model, not a curated record.
AUGGGAGGGACGGCUCGGGAGAGCCCGGAGGACUGCCGCUUUCUGGACGCAGAAGCAUCCAAGACGCGCAAGAAGACCUGCACCAGGUACCAGACCUGCGGACUGCUCUUCAGCGUGCUGCUCAUUUCGCUUAUUCUGAUAUUUUUUGGUGUCAAAUAUCUCUGGAACCCAACACCCAGAAAAGUUUACGACAUGGAGCACACGUUCUUCAGCCACGGUGAGAAGAAGAAGAUUGUGAUGGAGAUCGACCCACUGGCCAGGACAGAGACCUUCAGGAGCGGGAACGGCAGCGAGGAAAUCCUGGAGAUCCAUGACUUCAAAAACGGAAUAACUGGCAUCUUCUUUGUGGGACUUCAAAAAUGUUUCAUCAAAACCCAGACUAAAGUCCUACCCGAGACAACAGAGGCCAAGAUCCCCGAGCUUGAGGGAGAAGAAAUCACGACCACCUACUUUGAGCAGUCCGUGGUCUGGGUGCCUGGGGAAAAGCCCAUUCAAAACAAGGAGUUCCUGAAGAGCUCCAAAAUUUUUGACAUCUGCAGAAACGUGACCAUCUACUGGAUCCACCCCACACCAAUAGCAGCUCCUGAGCUUGCUGAUCUUGAAGGGGCAGAAGAAGAAGACCCUCAGCUGCUUGUGGACAACCAGAGCUGGUUGGAUGGGGGGAGCGAACACGAGGUGGACAAGGAUGCGCAGCUGGGGCCCAAGCGCCGGGCACGGCAGCUCACUGAGGAGGACCUGCCUGUCAACGACUACUCAGAGAACGGGCUGGAGUUCCACCCCUUGUGGGAUGAGCGAGGCUACUGCUGUGCCCAGUGCUGCCGGCGGGUCUGCGAGCCCCUCCUGGGCUACUACCCCUACCCCUACUGCUACCAGGGCGGGAGGGUCAUCUGUCGGAUCAUCAUGCCCUGCAACUGGUGGAUCGCGCGGAUGCUGGGCAGGGUGUAACACCCGCCGUGCAGCACCCA